Rhizophagus irregularis DAOM 181602=DAOM 197198 is the source of this 3816-nucleotide messenger RNA. RefSeq lists its product as uncharacterized. Gene Ontology annotation, biological process: transcription by RNA polymerase III. The record is from RefSeq and is a predicted model, not a curated record. Gene Ontology annotation, molecular function: protein binding. Gene Ontology annotation, cellular component: transcription factor TFIIIC complex. NCBI's taxonomy places the organism in Eukaryota, Fungi, Glomeromycota, Glomeromycetes, Glomerales, Glomeraceae.
AUAAUUAUUUUGAAUCAUCACGUGAACAAUAGAUUACGAUAAUCUUUAUUAUGUGAACAGAAGUUCUAAAAAAGAAAAACUCGAAAUUUAAGGGUUUGCUCAAUUAUGGCAAAUAAAAAUUUACCGAGAAAUACUCCAAACCCAACGACAUUUCUCGACCUACUUAAUAAUACGUAUGAUGACGCAGAUUUAGUUCAUAUGCUUGCAGAAGCUACAGAUCUUACAUCUACGGCUGCUGUAAGUUCUUCUUUUGGGUUUAAUUCUAGCUCUGAGGAAGCAAGUUUUGAUCAACCAGAAUCCAGAGAAUUUCAGAAUUUUGAUGAGCAUUUGGAUCUUGUUGACGAUGAAGAGGAGUUUAUAGAAGAUUUUGAAGGAGAAGUAUAUGAUUUUGAAGGAGAAUAUGAUGAAUUGCAAAAUUCUGAUCUAAUUGAAGAUGCGUUUGCAAAUAAAUUGACCGACGCAGAAGAAAAUGAACAAAUGGACAAAGUGGAAGAAGAAGAUGAUGAUGACGAUGAGAAAUAUUUGUCGGAUAAUUUUGGUCGUUUAUUAUCACAAGCUGAAGCUAUUGGUAGUGAUUUAACCAAAGGAGAUUCUGUUCCUCACCUUUGGCAAAAUCUGGAAAAAGAGUGGACCGAAUUUAAUCAAGAUUUAAGACUUACUAGUGGAAUUGGAAGAAUAAAAAAGGGAAAGAAAGGUCCAAGACCUCGUGUUAUUCCGCCAAAUCUUCGUGCAUUAGUUGGGGAAGCUAAUUUACAUUACGUAAAUAGAGAUUAUCCAAAAGCAAUUGAAAUUCUUCAAGAGGUUAUUAAAAUCGAUCCAAAUAUUCAUUCUGCUUGGUUUACCCUUGGAACUAUUCAAGAUGAGAUGGGAUGUCCAGAAAAAGCUUUGCAAUUGUAUUUAGUUGCAGCUCAUUUAACACCUCACGAUGGUGCAUUAUGGAAGAGAUUAGGCCUUUUAAGCAAAAAUCAUAAUUCAAUCCAUCAGGCUAUUUAUUGUUUCUCUAAAGCAAUCAGAUGUGAUAAUAAUGAUGUGGAUGCUAUUUGGGAUCGAUCGAUUCUAUAUUCAGAAAUUGGAGAAUUCAAAAAAGCGAUAGACGGUUUUAAAGGUCUAUUAGAAAAGAUACCCUAUGAUAUGAAUGUAUUACGAGAAGUAACUCGUAUUCAAGUACAAAUGAAUGAAAUUCCUCAAGCCAUUGAACUUUUUCUUGAUGCUUAUUCCUAUUAUAGAAAUAGGCCUUUACCAGAAGAUCCUGAGGCCGAAGGAAGUUUCGGAUAUUCUGAGAUAAAUAUAAUGGCUGAACUUUACAUGUUAGCUGGUGAUUAUAACAAUGCUAUUGAUUUUAUUAAGCAGGGUGUAAGAUGGUUGCAAGGAAGAGAAAAUGAGACAUGGUGGGAUUAUAUAAAUGAUGAUCGUGAGUAUGAAGAGGAGGAGAAUUUAGAUAGAAGAGAUCAUGCCUCAAUUUUAGCAGCUGCUCGACUUCGUGGUGCUAGUAGCACGGGAGGUUCAAAUGCUACAUUACCUAUUGAAUUAAGAGUUAAAUUGGGACAAUGCAGAAUUUUAACAGAUCGACUUGAAGAAGGCAAACUACAUUUUGCUUAUCUCGAGUCAUACGAUGUUGAGCAGUAUGUAGAUUUGUACUAUGAAGUAGCUGAAACUUAUACAGACAAGGGGUUGUUUGAAGAUGCUUUGUCAAUAUAUGAAAUAAUUGUCGAGAAUGAAUCUACAGAUAAACCCCUUGCAUGGAUGCGAAUGGGAAUGUGUCACCGAGAAUUAGGAAAUCUUGAAAGCGUGGCCGAAUAUUUCGCCGCCGUUGUGAAAGAGUUACCAGAUAAUUUGGAUAUUAAAAUGGCACUUGCUGAAACCUAUGAAGAUUUGGAUGAAAAGGAAAAAGCGCUUGAGAUAGUCAAUGAAGUUCUUGAAGCGCGUAAAAGGAAGCUUGCUCAAGCGGCAGCAGAAUCUCAAUUAGAAUCAUCAUCAUCGACAUCAAAUCAACUCAAUAUUAGUUCAUUGCAUAAUUUAUCAGCAGGGACCUUACAAAAUGAAUCGUCCUUAAUUCAAACUGUGUCUGAAGAAUCCAAAGCUAACGCUUUUGCAAGAGCAGAAGAAGAGCGUAAACAAAAAAUAGCAGAAAAAGAAAAGGAAACUAAAAUUCAAUUUCACAGAUUAGAUCUUUUAUAUGAUCGUUCUAAGCUUGGAGAUUGUGAAUCAGCUAAAGAAUUUUUGGAAACUGCUAGAAAUGUUGUUAUUGAUUGGAAAAAUAACAGGGCUUUUUAUCCUCAGAGAGACAGGAUGCUCCCAUUUAAAGGAUGGGACCGUCGAAGAUCCUGGAGAAAACAAGUUUACUUCGAAGAAUUUGAAAAUUCUAAUGAUAGUGAUGAUGCUUAUCUAGAUGAACAAGCAACUACAAUGGCAAAAAGGUUGCAAUGGCGUAUUGAUGGUGAAAAAGGCGAAUUAGAAGAUGAAAUACGCAAAAAAAUUACCGAAUUUAACGGUAUUACUUUUGAAAAAUGGUUUGAUUUUUUUAUCAAGUAUAUUGUCACUGCAACAAAAAAUAAUUGUGAACAAGAGGCUUUUGAUCUUCUUAAGUUAGCUUGUAGAGCAAAUGUAUUUUUUCACAAUAUUCAUUAUACAACUGUUCUCAAGUUGUUAUCAUUGGCUUGGGGACUUCAUACACGCAAUUUUUUAGUUGUAUGUGAGAAUGCAAGAUGGCUAUGUAAUCAUGAGCCAUUUAAUAGUAAUUUAUAUAAUUUAUAUGGAGCAGGAAUGUCUAGUGGUUCAAAUGCGUUAUCAUGCUUUGCAGCCGCAAAUUCCCAAAAAUAUUUUCUUCGUCAAGUCAAGUUGAUGGAUACUGGGUUUUAUCAAACUCCAAUAAUAAAAAAUAACUCGAGUAAUUCAGAUAAAUCCGAAAGUGAGAUUAAACAAAAACCUGUUAUGAAAAAAGCCAAAGUUCCCGAGAAACCAAAUGCAGCAUUAUUAUCACUUUAUGGACAUAUUUUGGCAUGUGCCAGAAGUUAUGUCGGUGCAAUUGGAUACUAUUCUCGUGCGUAUUCGGUUAAACCAAAAGAUCCAUUAAUUAGUUUGUCGAUGGGACUUGCAUAUAUGCAUCGGUCUAUGCAAAGAAUAAGUGAUAAUCGACAUUUACAAAUUAUGCAGGCAUUUACAUUUUUGUAUAAUUAUUACGAACUGAAAGAAAGAAACCAAGAGGCUGAAUAUAAUCUCGGAAGAGCUUUUCAUGAACUUGGUUUAUAUCAUUUAGCUGUGCCUCAUUAUGAAAGAUGCUUAAAGUUACCUUCCCUUCAGCAAGUUUUCAGAGAGCAACAUGAGAAGGGUAAAUCAUCCGAAAAUCUUUCCGAAGAAUGUCCCGUCGAGGAUGAUGAUGACCCUACAAGCCUUAGAAGGGAUGCGGCAUAUAACUUAUCAAUGAUUUAUGUGGGAAAUGGAUCUCCUGGCUUAGCGGCAGUAUUAUUAAGACAAUAUUGUACUAUAUGAUUAAUCCUAAUUAAUUACAUGUUAAAAUUAGCGAAAAAAAAAAGUUUAGUUUUAUCAACUAAUACAUAUUUAUUUAAUAUUAAAGAUAUACACAACUUUAUUAAUAAAUAUUAGCAAAUAAAAUUUUAAUAUCAGUGAGUGACAAUCGAUCGGUUCUGCAGUAUAUCAAAUAGUAUGGCACAGCAUUAAUAACUUUAAUGGAUAAUAACUGAUAAGUGAUAAAUAAAUCUAUAAUAAAAUUUGGAAAAGUUGAGCGUGUGUGAUCAUUAAUUCGGGAUUCUAAUAAAAAAUUUUUUAGUAUCCUUAAUAUUCAUUUGUGCUAAAGAA